UUCCUUCUUUCUUGUCUCUCUCUCUCUCUCUCUCUAUCUCUCGAUCCUCUCCAGACGCCGUUCUCCGGGCCUUCGUUCUCUUUCUUUCUUCGCUCUCUCUCUUGCGUGAAAUAUCUCGCGACGGCCGCGACGAAAAGACGACGCGAGCCGAAGAGGAGGUGCCAUAUUCUCGCGUACGAGCGAUCCUGGAUUCAGCUGCACGAAAAUGAUCACGGCGUUGCCGGUACCUUCGGUGAAGGUCUUCCACAAGACUUAUUACCAGGAGAAGAGCUCGCGGAUAGGAAACAGCCAGCCGGGUAGUCCGCUGGCGGAAAGCGAAGCGGUGCUGGCGAUGAUAGACAAGGAGCCGCCGGAAUAUUAUUUUUGCGGAAAGGUCAAUUCGCUGUACGUCGUCGUCGGCUCGCUGCUGCUGGGAGCGGUGGUGCUGGUCGUCGGUCUGGUGCAACUCGCGCCGGGCGCAGAGGCCGCUCAGAACUCGGCGGCGUUGAUCCUCGCCGGGAGCUGCCUCCUGAUGAUAGGGAUGAUCCUCGCGCCGUUGCGAGCCAUCUGCAUCAGGAGGCAGAGCGCGGCCCAGAAGGACGGCACCCAUCAGCGCAGCGUCACCAGUAUAGACAUGCUGCUGGCCCAGCACAGGGACUUCACGGUCCUGACCCCGGACGAGCUCGAGGACCUCGUCGGCCGGCCGGCGUCCAACAAUCUGGAGAACAAGCCGCACCGGCAGGGCCACAACACCUAGGUACCGAUCGCCUCGAGGAGGGCACCACCGCCCUCCGCGUUGUCGUCGUCCCCGCCGUGCUCGAGCACCACCACACCGCCGUCGUCUGCCGCGUCGCCAGGACCAAGUUCCUCCAUUCUGUACACGCAUCAUUACGAUACGCGCGAGCAUAGUUUGGUUUAAAUCGAUGUGCACUCACCGCCGCCGUCAUGUUAGCGUAGGGCCUUUGCGCACACGGGCCUCCACACGCAUUUUUUCUAACGCGUGCACCGCGCAG
This is a messenger RNA of Pogonomyrmex barbatus (red harvester ant), 992 nucleotides long. RefSeq lists its product as uncharacterized. The record is from RefSeq and is a predicted model, not a curated record. Lineage: Eukaryota; Metazoa; Arthropoda; Insecta; Hymenoptera; Formicidae.